This is a messenger RNA of Danaus chrysippus (African queen), 1419 nucleotides long. The record is from the annotation of a GenBank genome assembly. Lineage: Eukaryota; Metazoa; Arthropoda; Insecta; Lepidoptera; Nymphalidae.
AUGUAUAAUUUAAGGAACAUGGAUAAGGAUUGGUUUGAGGUUAUAGGACGUCCACAAUAUGUGGUAGCCCCUAUGGUAGACGCCAGUGAAUUGGCAUGGAGAUUACUAAGUCGAAGACAUGGUGCUACGCUUUGUUAUACCCCCAUGUUACACAGCACCGUAUUUAUUAAAGACCCUAAAUACAGAAAAGAGAAUUUUACAACAUGUCCUGAAGAUAGACCUUUAUUUGUUCAGUUCUGUGGUAAUAAUCCAGAAACAAUGGCUGCCGCUGCUAAAUUUGUUGAGAGUGAUUGUGAUGCAAUAGACAUUAAUUUGGGUUGCCCACAAUCUAUUGCUAAAAGGGGAAGGUAUGGAUCCUUUCUUCAAGAGGAGUGGCAGUUAUUAAAAGACAUAGUUUCAAAAAUGUCAAAAACAGUGUCUGUUCCAAUUACAUGUAAAGUGAGAGUCUUUGAAAGCAUUGAAAAAUCUGUGCAAUAUGCACUGAUGCUACAAGAAGCAGGAUGCAAGCUAUUGACUGUUCAUGGCAGAACUAGAGAGCAAAAGGGACCUUUGACAGGUAUUGCUAGCUGGGAGCAUAUAAAAGCCAUUCGAGAAGCAAUUUCUAUACCAAUGUUUGCAAAUGGAAAUAUACAAUGUUUACAAGAUGUUGAACGGUGUUUGCAAUAUACAAAAGUUGAUGGUGUAAUGAGUGCAGAAGGUAAUCUUACAAAUCCAGCAAUAUUUGAAGGAAUAAACUGUGUUUCAUGGGAGAUUGCUUUGGAAUAUCUUGAACUUGUUGAGAGAUACCCCUGCCCAACAUCAUACAUAAGAGGUCACCUUUUUAAAAUCUUUCAUAAAGUGUUCACUUAUGACAGCAAUAAUGAAGAAAGACAAUUGCUGGCUACAGCUCAAUGCCUAGAUGAUUUUAAACAAGUGUGCAUUAAAAUAAGAAAUAAAUAUUUGCCCUAUCAUGAGGGGAGAUUGCAAUUUGAUGAUAAUGAAGGUAUUACAAGAAAUCACAAAUGUUUAAUCCUUCCACCGUGGAUUUGUCAACCAUAUGUGAGAAUGUCUCCUGAUGAACAUACAAAAAAAAUGGAGAGAAUUGUAAAUAGUCAGGAUAACAACAACGAUUCUAAAAGAACAUUUGAGGACAACGAUGGCAACAAAAUAUCAAGAAAAAAAAUGAAAAAGAUGCGAAGAGUUAUGAGACGACCAAUCAAACCUGAGGAAGCAUUGAAAAAUGGUAGAACUGGUGACAUAUGUGUUAAUGACACUUGCCCCAAUCCCCUUGGAGGGAAAUGCGAAUAUCAGCUUUGCAAAAAAUGUUGCAGAAAUAAAUGUUAUGAGGAAAAUAGGGAUUGCAAAGGUCACAGAAUAUUGGUGAAAACAAGGAGAGAAAUGGCAAUUAGUUUUGCACAAAAAGCUGACAAAAUUGGUUGA